AAGAGGAAAGAGGUCCCAAAUGCUUUAUCUACUCAGAGGCUCUCCAGAACAAUGGAAUAUCAUUCAGAUUUAGAAAAUUUGGAUGAAGACGGAUAUACUCAAUUAUACUUCAAGUCUCAAGGCAUCACCAGGAGAGCUGUGGUCUCAGAAAAAGGAACGCAUGCUGUCUCUCCUACUUGGCGUCUCAUCGCCAUGACUUUGGGAAUCCUGUGCUUGAUAAUACUGGUGAUAGCUGUGGUCCUGGGUACCCUGGCUAUUUGGAGAUCCAAUUCAGAGAACAACUCAUUGAAGAAUGACAGCUCUCUACCAAGAAAUAAAGAGAACCACAGUCAUCCCACACAAUCAUCUUUAGAAGAAAGUGUGGCUCCUACCAAGGCUCUCAAAACCACAGGAGUGUCUUCCAGCUCUUGUCCCUCUAACUGGAUUAUACAUGAGAAGAGCUGUUAUCUAUUUAGAACAUCACUAGACUCCUGGAAAAGCAGUAAAAUACAGUGCUCUCAACUGAACUCAAAUCUCCUAAAGAUAGACAGCCCAAAAAAAUUGGAAUUUAUAAUUAAACAAGUGUCUUCCCUACCUAAUAAUUCAUUCUGGAUAGGGCUUUCUCGCCCUCAGCCUGAGAGACCAUGGCUCUGGGAGGAUGGAUCAACAUUCUCCUCUAACUUGUUCCAAAUCAGAAGCACAGCUACCCAGGAAAAUGCAUCUUCCAACUGUGUAUGGAUUCACCUGUCCAACAUUUAUGACCAACUUUGUAAUGUGUCUGCACACAGUAUUUGUGAGCAGAAGCUCUUGGAGUAAAGGAAAGGUGGAGGUAGGAGAGAGAAUUAUAUGAGACAGUAAGGAGAACAGGAAAUGGAAUGGGAAAGAGUGAUAUUUGAGGUGAAAAUGAAUGUUGGCAAUGUUGAGGGAGCUCUGCAAGCUUUAAUCUUAACUGAGAAAUAGGCUGGAGAGGCUGUUACUUCUGUGCUUGUCAACUCUAUAGGUAGGGAGGCAAAUAGUAUCAAGUUCUAGUUUAUAGAACCCUAGUCAUGGAGUCAGGGCAGCUAAGGUUGAAUUUUCAUUCUGCUAUUGAUUCAAUAUUUAUUUAGAAUAAGCCACAGUCCUUAGAGCUUCGAAGGAGUCUUAAUAUCUGGCUCCUCUAGAGCUAUUUUUCUGUUUUCAAAAAUGUCACUGGAGCAGACAUUGUGUGUUUUUAUGACUUAUUCCUCAAUUUCUAGCCGUAUGUCAGACAUUUGGAGGGCAAAAUACACUUUCAAGUAGCCAGUGAAGAAAUGGGAAGAAAAGUCUUCAAUACCAUCGGAGCCAUUUUAUUACUUUCAUCAAUACAAUCAUGAUUAUGAUUACCAUCAUCAAAAAGAAGUGACUCCAACUUUUUAUUUAUCAAUAAAUGCUCAGAGAGUACGUCCACCAUUAUCUCUAACUAAUAAAAUCCUGUAUAAUAUGAAACUGUAGGGAAACUGCUCUUAUAGGAAAGUUUUCUCCUUUUUUAAAUAUUAUCAUUCAAUCCAUCAAAUCUGAUAAUGAAUAUAAAAAAGUAACCAAUGUCAUUGGCAAAAGUAUUUAACAUUUUGAAAUGCAAAACAUGUUUUAUUAUUUUUACAAUGUGUUGUUCUGCAAUUUUCAUCAAUUCUUUAGUAAUUACUCUUAAAAUGUAUGAUUGAAAUGUAACCAUGUAACCUCAUGUGAUAAUUUGCCUCAUUUUUUUUUUUUUUUUUGUAGAGACAGAGUCUCACUGUACCGCCCUCGGGUAGAGUGCCAUGGCGUCACACAGCUCACAGCAACCUCUUAACUCUUGGGCUUACGUGAUUCUCUUGCCUCAGCCUCCCGAGCAGCUGGGACUACAGGCGCCUGCCACAAUGCCCGGCUAUUUUUGGUUGCAGUUUGGCCGGGGCUGGGUUUGAACCCACCGCCCUCGGCAUAUGGGGCUGGCGCCCUACUCACUGAGCCACAGGCGCUGCCCUGCCUCAUUUUUUUUACAUAUACAUGUGUUUGUUAGGUUUCCAUUUUUUUGCCUUCACAAAAUUAAAAAGGCUUAAAAUUUAAUAACAAUAACAAUGUUUAUGAUAAGGAGUAGAAACAAAAACCUCAUAAAGAAUGAACAAACAUAAAUACAUUCAAAAAAGGAAUCAGACAGUUGCUACAUCGAAAUAUUAAGCAAUAAUAAUAAUAAUGCAAAGAAAAUAACAUACACAUUGUCAAAUAAGAGUAUGUCUAUUAUAGAAUGCUUUGACUCUUAGAUUCAGUAUGGAGUCAUCAGUUAACUUAUUAUUUUUUUUAAGUCUCAAAAAAUAGACAACUAAUAUUUAUAAAUAAAAGUAAAAGAAAAUUUCAAAAAACAGAUCAUGCCAAAUCUUAUAAACAAUAGAAAAAAGAAGAAAUACUUCAAAAUCAUUCUACUUGAUCUGGGUACACCUGAUAUUAAAAUUGGAGAAAAUAUAUUAUUAAAAGGGGGAAAUUACAAACAUAUGUCCCUUACAAAUGAGGAUGCAAUAUCCUAAACAACCUAUUUGUUGGGUGAGGGAAAGGAAAAGAAGAAAAAGAAAAAAAGCAAGAAAAGAAAAGAAAAUAGUGACUAAUUCUCACAUAAAUUGUAUUUAACUUUGACCAAAGAGCAUUACUUGAACAAUUUGUCUCAUUUUUUUUCAAACUUUCCUACUGGUACUAUUUUUAUUUUUAUUAUUAAAUCAUAGCUGUGUACAUUAAUACGAUCAUGGGGCACCAUACACUGGUUUUAUAGACCGUUUGACACAUUUUCUUCACACCGACUAUUUUUAUUUUUAAUGGAGAUUUCUAUAUUGUUGGGGAGUCAUUUAUAGUCCUCUCACGUUGAUUAAUAUUAUGUACGUAAACAGAAAUUUUGUCAAGUUUCACUGAAUUGUUUACUUUCAAAUGGAUAGUUUUAUGUCAUAUGAAUUUCACUUCAAUAAAAACAUGCUUGUUAAAUAAAUUUUGGCUACUAACUGAUGUGAUUGUGGGUAACAAUCAACCAAUUCUGCCUCCACAUCUCAGGCUGCUAGUGUUAUAGGCAUGAGCCAUCCCAUCUGGCCACUGUUACAAUUUGUAGCGUUCUAUCUUUUUGUUUCAUUUUCACAUGUUCUUUACAUACUUUGUCUUCAAAAUUUUUACUGCUUUCUUAUUUCCUAUACUGCGGGUUAAUACUCAACCCAAUGCAAAUUGAUAAAUAAUUUUUUAUUUUCUGUUUCGUAAGGCACUAUACAAGAUAGAGAUGUUUUUAUGUUUAUU
Nycticebus coucang (slow loris) is the source of this 3240-nucleotide messenger RNA. It is a transcript of the gene CLEC7A, whose product is annotated as C-type lectin domain containing 7A. The record is from RefSeq and is a predicted model, not a curated record. Gene Ontology annotation, cellular component: cell surface. Gene Ontology annotation, molecular function: pattern recognition receptor activity; (1->3)-beta-D-glucan binding. Gene Ontology annotation, biological process: cellular response to molecule of fungal origin; positive regulation of killing of cells of another organism; positive regulation of cell migration. NCBI's taxonomy places the organism in Eukaryota, Metazoa, Chordata, Mammalia, Primates, Lorisidae. The transcript has 6 exons. Bases 52 to 795 code for a protein of 247 amino acids.